CGCCUCCCAAAGAGAAGAGUCGCACGUAGCUUCCAUGUUUCUCUGUCAGACGCUUUCCUAUGGCUGCGAGUCUGCACAGCUGAAAAUAUAAUGUCCAUAACGUCACAAUGAGCACGAUAUUAACGGAGCAUGGUUUCCUCCCCCUUUCCUCUCUCCGUCUUAUCGUCCCUCCUCUGCAGCUUGUGUCCGCUGCUCUGUGGGAGAUAGUGAGGCAGGGAGCUGUCAUGUACUACGGUCUGCUGGAGGAGUUCGUCUGCACGGUGCUGGAAAAAGUCCCUGAACUGCUCACCUACACGGAGAGGGUCCAGCUAGUGAUGGGUUUACGUGCAAAGGUGGUGCUAGAGUUGUGCCGCAACGAUGAUUUCGCCAACCCACAGGCCAUGGAGCCUCAUCUGAGCAGAAUAAACACCUACAUCACAAACCAGGAUAAAGAUACUUCCAGUUCUGAAGUAAAAGCAUCAGUGACAAAUUCCUGAAGCUAUUCAACUCACUGGAUGAUCAAUGCCAGAGGGAUAUUUUUAUCAGAAAAUCUUCCCAACAGUAUUUGGCCCUAAAUAUGACUCAGCUCUACAGGCUCUAAUGAGGACAUUCCUCUUCAAUCUGCAGAAGCUGCUUCCUGUUCCGAACCUUGAACAAACUUCCCUAUGGCUCAGUCUCUCCCCUUCUAUCUUAAAAGAGUGUGUAGACUUCAUGAAUCAACCUGAGCCGCUGAAUACACUCAUUGAGCUUCACAAACAUGACGGGCAAAAAGUUCCACAAGCUUUGUCUUUCACUGGUGAUGAUUGCAUCCUGUCCAGUCUGUCGUAUCACCUCCUAAAUGUGGAUAAUGAUGAAGGAGACACACUUGUCAAAUCAGAAUGUGUCUCACAAGAGUGUCAGGGAAGUAACUUACUUGACAGUGAGUUGAAAAAGAUCAAAGAAGAAAACCUUAAGAGGAUGCAUUCACAAAUGAUGAGGAACGUAGACAGAAAUGGACAGCAGCAUGUUGAUGGUCUGACUGAAGACCAGGGAGCCUCUGUUGAAGUAAUACUUCAACCUUUUGAUGAAAGUUGGUCUGAUGAUGAUGAUGACGAUGAUGACAUGGACAGAAAAUCGUUUCACCAUUUGAAAACUAGCAGCAGGACAUCCUCAAAAACCUUCCGGUGUCUUGUUUGUGGCCAAGAUUUUUGUUCUCUUAACAAACUAAAGAAGCACAAGGCUACUCAUAGUCGUCGCUCUACAAACAAAGUGAGUCAGUCAGAUUCUGAGAGCCAAAGCAGCUUUUUUGAAAAAAUAAAUUUGCAUCCUAAACCAAAGACUUGCAUUGAGAAUAAUGCUUCUCAAAGUAAGGCUGAGCUUCCAACACUGGCAAGUGCCACAACACUUAACCAACCAAAUCCGAAUAGUCUUACGAACUUUGAGCAGUCUAAAGAUGAUUGCAGUCUUGUUUGUCAUGCUUGUGGCAAGGUUUUCACUUACCCAAAGAACUUUAACAAACACCAGAGGAAUUGUGGGGUUGGUAGUAAACGACAAGAAGAGACAGACCCACAGUGUUCCACAAGCUUAGCUCCUCACUCCAAACCAAACCCUGAUGAUAAGACCAAAGAGUCUCUCCCCAGUGAAACGGAAACUGGGCCUUCAAAUGUUUUACCCCAGGAAUCAAUAUCUUCGGACUCACCUCAAGAGCAGAUGUGUAAAAGAAGCAGUCGUGUCAAACAAUGCUCUGUAUGUGGGAAAAUAUUCACCUGUUCUACUGGCUUAAUGAGGCACAUGAGAUGCCACACUGAACAGAGUCCUUACCUUUGUUCUCACUGUGGGAAAGGCUUUGAUAACGAUGAAGACUGCAAGAAACACGAGGAAGGUAAAUGCAGAGUUUUAAGCGAGCGUUCGCAAGACAAUUCCACGAACAAUGCAACGAAAAAGAAUCAGAAGACUAUAGUUGUUUCAAGCGGUACGUUUCAUGUCCCAGUAAACACAGAUGCACCCACCAACUCACAGACUAUGGAGCCAUGUAAAUUACCUUUGACAUGCCAGGAAUGUGGCCAGGGUUUUACUUACUACAAGAGUUUUGAGAAGCACCAGAGCAGAUGUUCUAAAAGACCUCCUCGAAAGAAAACUCGAACAAGAAUAAACAAGAACCAUUUUGUUAUCAAUGCAUGUCAUUUCAAAGCAGCUGACGACACCAACAGGAGCUGCACCGAGACAAAUUCUGAAACUACAAAAACUCCAACGCCUGCAGACCAUGCAUAUGAAUCCCAGGGUAAAUCUCGCACCAUGAAGUGCACCAUGUGUGAGAAGAACUUUUCAGAAAUUAUCCUCAUGAAAAGACAUUAUUCCAAGUCGCAUAAAGUUAGAGGCUCAUACCCGUGUCCUUUGUGCAUGAGAACUUUUGUGAGGUUGUGCGAAUUGGUUCGACAUCAGCAAAACAAAAAACUGUACCAGUGCGCUGCCUGCAAGAAAUGUUACACCAAGCCAGGACUACUAAAUGAUCAUGAAAAAGUACAUACUGCGAGUGUAACACCACACAUUUGUGAAAUGUGCGGGAGAAGCUUCAGAUAUCUCACUCAUCUGAGUCUGCAUCAGAGGAGGCAUAAAGACCUGCAGCCCAGUGUUUGUUCCUACUGUGGGAAACAGUUCAGUACAAAAGACUACCUGAGAGCGCAUAUGGUGAGGCACACAGGUGGUUACCCGUGCCCAGUGUGCGGAAAGAAAUUCUAUCAAAAAACAUACCUUAAAUGGCAUCUGUAUAAACACACAGGGCAAGUGCCGUACCUCUGCGACACCUGUGGGAAAGGCUGGCCGAGUGCAGCUCAGCUCAGGCUUCACAUGGUUCAACAUACAGAGGAAAGGCCGUUCAAAUGUGAAGACUGCGACGCCUGUUACAAGAGGGGAUCCCACUUGAUGGCUCACCGCAGAGCCAAACAUCUGGGGUUGCGGCCAUUCGUAUGCGAGGUUUGCAGCAAAGCCUUUAGAUUAAACAAUGAGCUGAGAAAACACAUGAUGGUUCACACAGGGGAGCGACCGUUCACGUGUCCAAGGUGUGGCAAAACGUUCACGAGAAAAUCUCGCCUUAGGGAACACAGAGAAAAGACGUGUCUGUAACUUCAGGCAAAACUCUUCACGAUUCACGUGCCAUGUUACAUUCUAACACUACAGUUCAUACCAUAUAGGUACCAUAAGUUCUGCAAUGACUACAAUAUUUUGUCUGAUAUUGUGAAUGAUCCUCAUUCACUGGGAAUAAAAAUGGCCUUGCUGCACAAAAU
Molecule: messenger RNA, 3242 nt
Organism: Larimichthys crocea (large yellow croaker)
Lineage: Eukaryota; Metazoa; Chordata; Actinopteri; Sciaenidae
Product: oocyte zinc finger protein XlCOF6
Exons: 7
Coding region: 502-3081 (859 amino acids)
Biological process (GO): regulation of transcription by RNA polymerase II
Cellular component (GO): nucleus
Molecular function (GO): RNA polymerase II transcription regulatory region sequence-specific DNA binding; DNA-binding transcription factor activity, RNA polymerase II-specific
Source: RefSeq, a predicted model, not a curated record